Stylonychia lemnae is the source of this 1995-nucleotide messenger RNA. NCBI's taxonomy places the organism in Eukaryota, Ciliophora, Spirotrichea, Sporadotrichida, Oxytrichidae. The record is from the annotation of a GenBank genome assembly.
AUGAACAAUUAUAAAUUUGUCUUAUAAUUAAGCCGCACUUUUAAUACUUCUCUUUUUCACCAGAGUUCUUAGAGAUAUUUUGCUAAGGGGUACAAUCAAAGAAAGAAAAAUUAGCAUCCCACACCAGACAUCCUUGAAUAAAAGAAAUUAUUCCAAUCCGAUCUUGUUUAGUUCUCAAUCGCCAAUAAACAGUUUAUCAUUGAUAGUAAUACAUAGCUUGCUAAUGAUGAGUUAAAGAUUAAUGCUUACAUUUAGGAAAUCUAGAAAUAUCCAGUUUAAAAGUUACUUUCAGUAAUAUAAAGAUCACUCUUUGAAGUUUAUCGAAAAGGCGAUAAAAAUUAGAAUAAAAACCCAGAGUUUAAAAAACUAAUGCAGGCAUUCCUCGCAUUAAUAUAAAAGUAUCAAUAACUAAUUACUCAUACAGAUGCAACUGCUACCUUAAGGAUGAUCAAAACUAUUGACUAGCUUGGGCAUAAAAAAGUUGUGUAAAAACUAGAAACUAUCAUAAUGACUGCACUUUAGGAACAACUAACUGAUAAUACAAGAAAUAUCGAAAGAGUAAAGGAAAUAUUCAAAAUACCUUAUCCAUUGCUGCAUUAAAACAUGUUUAAACUUAUAAUAGAUAACUUUGCAAGUCUUGAUUCAAUAUUCCAUCUUUAAUUUCUCAUGACUCUCAUUAAGGAGUUGAAGAUAACCGAUCAAAUUAAGCUUAUUAAGGAAUAAAAAGAUGUAGAAGACCAAGUAGUUCAAUAUAUAAUUAAGGUAGUUAAUAACUAAGAAUUAAUUGAAAAGAUCAUUCAAUCUCAUAAAACCAGCAAGAUUAAAAUGCUAGCACUGCUAUGCAAAUUCAAAUACCUAGAUUAUGGAUCAAUAGAUAUUUACAGCCCUGAAAUGCUUAAGAGUCAUGAAGAUUAAGCAAAAGCUAUAUAUAUGAUUUAAAAAUCUCUUUAAGAAGAUGUUCAAUAUGAGAGAGUGUUGUUUACACAGUUUAAUGAGUUGCAGAGCAUAAUCUUCUUUUUGUAAAAUAGUGUAAUUCCAAAUGUCAGGCCAGAUCAAAUAUACCUCGAUGCCUUUAAGAAUUGCUGCGAUAAAAUUACUCUUAGUGAGUUAUCUCAACUCAAUCCAAAUAUACUCGGAAUGACUAUUAAAACAGUUGAUAAUAAUUAGAUGGACUAUGAUGCAGUUAAGAGAGUCAUUACCAGAGAGGAUGUUAAUAUGGAUUUACUUAAGGAAUUUGUAAAAAUGAUAGAAUUGAAAAUUGAAAAGCAGGUAUCACGAUUGUCUCAUUUAGCAUUGAUUUAGUAUUCAAACAUGACUAUGUUAGUAUAUAAAAAAUACCCAGAUAUUAUCAAUAGAGAAUUCAUCUUUCUCACUUAUGAAUCCGCCAUUAAGCCAAGAGUUAGUUUAUAUCUUAUGAAAUCUGAAGAUCCUAUAUUCAUUCUAGAAUUAUUAUCAAUAAAAGGAGAAGUAAAGAAUUAUCUAGAAUUCUGGGACUAGGCUAGCGGCUGUAUUUUAAAAAUGAAGAGGGAUUUGAGUUUUGAAUAAAUGAUUAAAGCUUCAGAGAUUUUGAUAAAAAUUAACUAGACUACCCCUGAUUUUUGGGAAGAGAUUGAAAAAUAUGUACUUAACAAUAGCUCAUAGUUAAGGAAUAUGGAGGUUUAGUAUUUAAUUAGAAUUAUUAUAGCUUUUGAUAAUGCUAGGAAGAGAAAUGAUACGUUUGGGAAAGUAUUCUCCUAACUCUUAUUAGAGAGAUCAAGUGAAAUAUAACUUUCUGAAUACCUGAACGUAUUAAAUGCUUUUGCUUAUAACAGCCCUUUGAUGUCUUAAGCUUUAUUUGAAGAUUUUGAGCUUAAACAUUUAUCUAAAGCUAAAAAACUCAACGAUCUAAACUUAAACUAAAAGCAAGAAAAUUAACUUCAAAACAUAUUGUUUAAAUAUAAAAUGCUUAGACAUGAAAAUUAUAGAGACUGGUUCCCCAAAUAUCACCAUAGAUGA